GAGCGGCGGCAGCAGCGGCCGCGGCAACAGCUCCCGCUCGGGCUCCGGCUCCCGCUCGGCCCCGUUCGGCCCCGCGCGCCCGGGCCCCGCGCCCCGACCCCGCCGCCGCGCCUGCCGGGGGGCCUCGGGCGCCCCCGCCGCCCGCCUCACGCUGAAGUUCCUGGCCGUGCUGCUGGCCGCGGGCAUGCUGGCGUUCCUCGGUGCCGUCAUCUGCAUCAUCGCCAGCGUGCCCCUGGCGGCCAGCCCGGCGCGGGCGCUGCCCGGCGGCGCCGACAACGCCUCGGCCUCCUCGGCCGCCGCCGCCGCCGCGUCCCCGGGCCCACAGCGCGGUCUGAGCGCGCUGCACGGCGCGGGCGGCUCGGCCGGGCCCCCCGCGCUGCCCGGGGCGCCGGCGGCCAGCGCGCACCCGCUGCCACCCGCGCCCCUCUUCAGCCGCUUCCUCUGCACGCCGCUGGCGGCCGCCUGCCCGUCGGGGGCCGAGCAGGGCGACGCGGCGGCCGGCGAGCGGGAGGAGCUGCUGCUGCUGCAGAGCACGGCCGAGCAGCUGCGCCAGACGGCGCUGCAGCAGGAGGCGCGCAUCCGCGCCGACCAGGACACCAUCCGCGAGCUCACCGGCAAGCUGGGCCGCUGCGAGAGCGGCCUGCCGCGCGGCCUCCAGGACCCGGGACCCCGCCGCGACGCCAUGGCCGACGGGCCCUGGGACUCGCCCGCGCUCAUCCUCCAGCUGGAGGACGCCGUGCGCGCCCUCCGGGACCGCCUGGACCGCAUCGAGCAGCAGGAGCUCCCAGCCCGUGUGAACUUCUCAACCGCCGCAGCCCCUGCACCCGCGGUGCCCACCGCCCUGCACUCCAAGAUGGAUGAACUGGAAGGGCAGCUGCUGGCCAAGGUGCUGGCCCUGGAGAAGGAGCGCGUGGCUCUCAGUCACAGCAGCCAGCGGCAGCGGCAGGAAGUGGAGAAGGAGCUGGACGCCCUGCAGGACCGUGUGGCCGGACUGGAACAUGGGUCCUCGACCUACAGCCCCCCAGAUGCCUUCAAGAUCAGCAUCCCCAUCCGCAACAACUACAUGUACGCCCGUGUGCAGAAGGCACUACCCGAGCUCUAUGCCUUUACCGUCUGCAUGUGGCUGCGCUCCAGGUCAGAUGGCAGUGGCCAGGGCACGCCCUUCUCCUACUCCGUGCCUGGGCAGGCCAAUGAGAUUGUACUGCUGGAGGCGGGCCAGGACCCCAUGGAACUGCUGAUCAAUGACAAGGUGGCCCAGCUGCCUCUGAGCCUGAAGGACAAUGGCUGGCAUCACAUCUGUGUCGCCUGGACCACGAGGGAUGGCCUGUGGUCUGCCUACCAGGACGGGGAGCUGCAGGGCUCCGGUGAGAACUUGGCCGCCUGGCACCCCAUCAAGCCUCAUGGGAUCCUCAUUCUGGGCCAGGAGCAGGAUACCCUGGGCGGCCGGUUUGAUGCCACCCAGGCCUUCGUGGGUGACAUCGCCCAGUUUAACCUGUGGGACCACAUCCUGACACCUGCCCAAGUCCUGGGCAUUGCCAACUGUACCGGGCCACUGCUGGGCAACGUCCUCCCCUGGGAAGACAAGUUGGUGGAGGCCUUCGGGGGUGCAAAAAAGGCCACUUUUGAUGUCUGCAAGGGGAGGGCCAAAGCAUGAGGGGCUGCCUCAUCCAGGGUCCCUCCCUUGCCUGCCAGGGGACCUUAUGGUGGGGGCACACAUUCCCUCCUCGGCCUACCCACACACUGGCCUCCCCUCUCGCCCCACUCCUGGCCAUGCCACCUGUUUCCCCACCUAUACCCACACCUCCAGAAUGUCCUGCCCUGCAGCGCCUGUCCCCUAACCCCACUUGGAUGGGGACAAGCAGCUCAAGCCAACAGGCCAAGCCUGGGGUGAGUCCAGGGCCUGGUGGGGGGUGGCAUCAGAGCCCCCCCCCCAGCACUGCCCACCUUCUCAGCAUUACACUGGAGCUCUCUCUUACCCCCACCCAUGCUGGCCCUCAGCCACGUCUGAUUCCACUGAUCUCAACAGCAUGUCCCACGGGGUCGUGUAUGAGGGAAGGACCCACUAUCUCAGCAGCAGGCUUGGCUAUCUGCCCUCCUGUCCCCCAUGCAACAGGCCUGGCCCCUUCCCCUUCAGGGCCACAACAGACUCUAGAGCUGUCCCCUGAGCUGAGAGGGGAUGACAGAGACAGGAGACUCAGACUCCUCCCUCCUCCAUCUUUCCACCCGUGGCCAGCGAAGGGCCACGGGAUCUUGACGGAGCCUCCUGCCCCUUCUCUCUUCCUCUUCCCUCGUUUCUAUGUGUGCAGUGGUUUGAGUGUUGGUUCCAUGCCUGGCCCACCCCCCCACGUCGAUUUCCAGGACAUCCCCUUCCAGCUCCAGCCUGAGGGACAAGACCCUCGGAGGCCCAAAGGCCAUAGUCACCCCUUGUGCCCACCCACACGUGUGCUAACUGGCAGGUCACCUCUCCAUGCCGAGGAUGGCCUGGGCCACUUCAGCCUGGGCUAGGAGCAGUUUGUGUCAGAGACAUGUGCCCAGGGGACCCAGGUUACAGCAGAACCACAUUACCUACUCCCUCUGCAUGGCCCUGCAGCCUCUGGGGAAAGAGGGGAGAAACCAAGUAGGCAAAGAGGGGAGAAGCAUGGAGUGGUGUGCAGAGCACUGGAUGAGAAGAAGCCCAUGGUUCCUGGCUAGCCUGGCUGCUAACCUGCUGUGUGGCCUUCUGUGAGUCCCUGCCCUCUCUGGCUCAGCCUUCCUCAUUUGUAACCCUUGCUUUGGUCAUUCCGGAGAGCUCUCCAGAUCAGACGUGAGGUGGUCUGUUGUUCCAAGUGGAUCAGAUGGGGCAAGCCCAAAGCUGCCCAGGAACCAGAGGCAGAUCCUGAGAGUAAGUAGCAGAUGGGAUCUGGCUAGGCAUGGGUCAGGAUCAGCAGUGGCUUCCAGAAAGUCAGGGGCCGGGGCAAGGGCGAGGGACAAAGCGGACCAGCCUCAUGCACAGAUUGUAAAAACCAGCUUUUCUGGAUUCCCCCCACCACCACCACAGCCUGGCACCCUUGCCUGUCUGAAAGGGCUGGUGGCUUCCAGCUCCCCACCCUGAGUCCUCACCAGCUCCCCCAAGAGAGUAGAAGAAUGUAAAAGCUGAGAAAAACCACUCAGUCUGACUUCUUGCUUGUAUAGAUGGGGAAGAGCUCCAAGAGGUCAAGUGACUUGCACAGGAUCACGCAGCACAAUGUGGCAGACAGGACUAGAACCCAGGGCUUUUGACACUACCUUCAGUGUUUUUUUCCCCCUACACCAUACUGCCUGGCCAUGAGUGUCUUCACGUCCAGCCUUCACCUGAGAGGAUGGACAUUUGAAAGAGAUCAGAAUGCUUUCCAAUAUGAACAUCUUCCUUUAUGAA
Molecule: messenger RNA, 3394 nt
Organism: Mustela erminea (ermine)
Lineage: Eukaryota; Metazoa; Chordata; Mammalia; Carnivora; Mustelidae
Gene: NPTXR
Product: neuronal pentraxin receptor
Exons: 5
Coding region: 185-1654 (489 amino acids)
Source: RefSeq, a predicted model, not a curated record